Molecule: messenger RNA, 732 nt
Organism: Phyllostomus discolor (pale spear-nosed bat)
Lineage: Eukaryota; Metazoa; Chordata; Mammalia; Chiroptera; Phyllostomidae
Product: histone H3.3A-like
Exons: 1
Coding region: 16-426 (136 amino acids)
Cellular component (GO): nucleosome
Molecular function (GO): structural constituent of chromatin; DNA binding; protein heterodimerization activity
Source: RefSeq, a predicted model, not a curated record
AGAGGUCCCUAUAACAUGGCUCGUACAAAGCAGACUGCUCGCAAAUGGACCGGUGGUAAAACACCGAGGAAGCAACUAGCUACCAAAGCCGCUCCCAAGAGUGUGCCCUCUCUUGGAGGGGUGAAGAAACCUCAUCGUUACAGGCCUGGUACUGUGGCACUUUGUGAAAUUAGACGUUAUCAGAAGUCCACUAAACUUCUGAUUCGCAAACUUCCCUUCCAGCGUCUGGUGCGAGAAAUUGGUCAGGACUUCAAAACAGAUCUGCGCUUCCAGAGUGCAGCUAUUGGUGCUUUGCAGGAGUCAAGUGAAGCCUAUCUGGUUGGACUUUUUGAAGAUACCAACCUGUGUGCUAUGCAUGCCAAACAUGUAACAGUUAUGACGAAAGACAUCCAGCUAGCACGACGCAUACGUGGAGAACGUGGUUAAGAAUCCACUAUGAUGGGAAACAUUUCAUUCUUUAAAAAAAAAUUCUCUUCUUCCUGUUAUUGGUAGUUCUCAACGUUAGAUUUUUUUCCCAUGGGGUCAAAAAGGUCCCUUAGUAUAUGAUUGCAAGUGGAAAAUAGGGGACAGAAAUCAAGUAUUGGCCGUUUUUCCACUUUCAUUUGUGUGUGAAAUUUUUUAAUGUAAAUGUAGGGACAUAAAGCAUUAAUGCAAGUCAAGGUGUUUCAGUGAACAAGUUUCAAGCAGUUCAACUUUAUAACAAUAUAAAUAAACCUGUUAAAUUUUUCUGGA